Messenger RNA from Centrocercus urophasianus (Greater sage-grouse), 1914 nucleotides. RefSeq names its product FKBP prolyl isomerase 10 (gene FKBP10). Gene Ontology annotation, molecular function: calcium ion binding; peptidyl-prolyl cis-trans isomerase activity. Bases 1 to 1695 code for a protein of 564 amino acids. NCBI's taxonomy places the organism in Eukaryota, Metazoa, Chordata, Aves, Galliformes, Phasianidae. The transcript has 10 exons. The record is from RefSeq and is a predicted model, not a curated record.
AUGGCUGCGGGCAGCGCCGCGCUCCUGCUGAGCCUCCUGGGGGCACUGGGGCUGAGCGACCCCGGCCCGCUGGAGGACGUGGUGAUAGAGCGCUACUACAUCCCCAAAGUCUGCCUGCGGGAGGCCCAGAUGGGGGACUUCAUCCGCUACCACUACAAUGGGACCUUUAAAGAUGGCAAAAAGUUUGACUCCAGCUACGAUCGAGGGGCCACAGUGGCUGGCGUGGUGGGCGUGGGGCGGCUGAUCACCGGCAUGGACCGCGGGCUGCAGGGCAUGUGCGUCAACGAGCGGCGGCACCUCAUUGUGCCACCCCACCUGGGCUAUGGCAGCAUCGGCGUGGCGGGGCUGAUCCCCCCUGACGCCACGUUGUACUUUGACGUGGUGAUGCUGGACAUCUGGAACAAGGAUGACAAACUGCAGAUCACCACCCUGGCCAAACCUGAGCGCUGCAACCGCACGGUGGAGAACUCAGACUUUGUGCGGUAUCACUACAACGGCACUCUGCUGGAUGGAACCCCCUUCGACUCCAGCUACAGCAAAGACAGCACCUACGAUACGUAUGUGGGCACUGGCUGGCUGAUCAAGGGCAUGGACCAGGGCCUGCUGGGCAUGUGCGCCGGGGAGAAGAGGAGCAUCAUCAUCCCACCAUUCCUGGCCUAUGGGGAGAAGGGCUACGGGACCGUGAUCCCACCACAGGCCUCGCUGGUGUUCAGCGUGCUGCUGGUGGACUUCCACAACCCCAAGGACGGCGUCUCCCUGGAGCACCUGGAGGUGCCGGCGUCCUGCAGGCGCAGGGCUGUGACCGGAGACUUCGUGCGCUACCACUACAAUGGCACGCUGAUGGACGGGACGCUGUUUGACUCCAGCUACUCUCGCAACCAAACCUACAACACCUACAUUGGGAAGGGCUACAUCAUCCCCGGCAUGGACCAGGGCCUGCAGGGCGUCUGCAUCGGCGAGCGCAGGCGGGUGGUGGUCCCCCCACACCUGGCCUAUGGCGAGAACGGAGUGGGGAACAAAAUUCCCGGCUCCGCUGUGCUCAUCUUUGAUGUCCACAUCAUCGACUUCCACAACCCGGCCGACCCGGUGGAGAUUGAGGCCGUGCACCGACCCGAGGGCUGCAACGUCACCGCCCGCGACAGGGACUUCGUCCGCUACCACUACAACUGCUCCCUGCUGGACGGCACGCGGCUCUUCUCCUCCCACGACUACGAGAAGCCCCAGGAGGUGACCCUGGGGGCCAACAAGGUGAUUGAGGGUCUCAACAGCGGCCUCCUGGGCAUGUGUGUGGGGGAGAGGCGGGUGCUCAUCGUCCCCCCACACCUGGGUCACGGCGAGAACGGAGCCCGAGGAGUGCCUGGCAGCGCAGUGCUCCGCUUUGAGGUGGAGUUGAUCUCCCUGGAGGAGGGGGUUCCCGAAGGAUACCUCUUCAUUUGGCACGGGGACCCUCCUGAGAACCUCUUUGAGCAGAUGGACCUCAACAAGGAUGGGCAGAUCCCCGCUGAGGAGUUCUCCACCUUCAUCAAGACCCAGGUGGCGGAGGGGAAGGGACGCCUCAUGCCCGGCUCCGACCCCGAGAAAAUCAUCGCCGACAUGUUUGGGAACCAGGACCGCAACCAGGACGGGCGCAUCACGGCCGAGGAGCUGAAGCUGAAGUCGGAUGAGGACCGGGAGAAGGUCCACGAGGAGCUGUGAGACGCAGCACCGCCGUGCCCACGCCUGGCGCUGCCCCUCGCCGGCCCGGGAGCCGUUUUCUGAUGAUUUUUUCCCCCCUUUUAUUUAACUGCGGUUUUUUUCUGUCGUUCCUCACGGGCGCAGCUCCGCAGUCCGCAGUCAAUGCGCGCAGGCAGGAAGGUGGGAAGCGGCUCCGGGUGCCCGCAGUGGGUCGGGUCGGCGCAUUCCCCCCCCCUCCGU